Molecule: messenger RNA, 3483 nt
Organism: Sphaerodactylus townsendi
Lineage: Eukaryota; Metazoa; Chordata; Lepidosauria; Squamata; Sphaerodactylidae
Gene: ATG16L1
Product: autophagy related 16 like 1
Exons: 20
Coding region: 361-2232 (623 amino acids)
Biological process (GO): autophagosome assembly; negative stranded viral RNA replication
Cellular component (GO): autophagosome membrane
Molecular function (GO): protein binding
Source: RefSeq, a predicted model, not a curated record
GAGAGGAACGCAAAGCUCUCUAUAGAAGGCAGCUGCGCUAUAAUAUGGAAAUAUGUUUUGAUUUUUUGGUUUUUAGUCAGGCGUUGAUAGAAACGCCCUUGACGAAGUUAACCUGCGAGUGAAGAAUGGCAGGCCCUCUAGUGACGUCAUACUACCCGGCCGUAGAUAGUGCUUGCUUUUAGGAAGCGGGUGGUGGAUUGGAUGGGGGCUACGGCCCGAGUGAGGAGUAGUGAAAGGAUCCGGCGACCCACGGAGACCCUUUCUCGGUUCGGCACUUGGUGAGUCUGUCUCCCAGGCCGGCUUAACUCGUUCUUGGCCACAGCGAUAAGGUCGAGAGUUAGAGCAGCAGCCUGUGGGAAGAUGUCUUCUGGGCUCAGGACAGCGAGUUUCCCCGCCUGGAAGCGCCACAUCCUGGACGAGCUGAGGCGGCGAGAUCUGCUCCAGAGGCAGGCCUUUGAAGAGAUCAUUUUGCAAUAUAACAAAUUGCUGGAGAAGUCGGAUCUCCAUUCAGUGCUGGCUGACAAGCUACAAGCAGAAAAAUAUGAUUUACCAAGCCGGCAUGAGAUCAGUCCAGGACAUGAUGGUACAAGGAAUGAUGCUCACUUGCAAGAAAUAGCCCAGCUAAGAAUUAAACAUCAAGAGGAACUGACAGAAUUACACAAGAAACGUGGCGAGUUGGCCCAAUCUGUCAUUGAUCUGAACAACCAGAUGCAACAGAAGGACAGAGAAAUGCAAAUUAAUGAAGCAAAGAUGGCAGAGUAUUUGCAAAACAUAUCAGAGCUAGAGACAGAAUGCCAGGACCUACGCAACAAGCUGCAAGACCUCGAACAAGCCAAUCAGACUCUUAAGGAUGAGUACGAUGCUCUUCAGAUCACCUUUACAGCUCUAGAAGAGAAAUUAAGAAAAACAACGGAAGAUAAUCAAGAAUUGGUGACUCGCUGGAUGGCAGAAAAGGCUCAGGAAGCUAAUCGUCUCAAUGCAGAAAAUGAGAAAGAUUCAAGAAGGCGACAGGCCAAACUUCAGAAAGAACUAGCAGAAGCUGCCAAGGAGCCACUGCCAGUUGAGCAGGAUGAUGAUAUUGAAGUGCUUGCGGAUGAAACUUCAGAUGCUGCGGAGGAUACAUCCCCAGUGCGUGCAGUCACCCGGACAGCUAGUAAGCGACUUUCCCAGCCAGCUGGAGGCCUUCUGGACUCUAUCACUAAUAUCUUUGGUCUGUCUGAGUCUCCCCUUUUGGGACAUCACUCUUCUGAUACCACCAGGAGGCGCUCCCAGUCCUCGAUUUCUGUCCCCCAAGAUAAUAUUGAUAAACAUCUGGGUGCAAGCAAAGAUGUGCGAGUCCCUACUACUGCAGUUUGUGUCUUUGAUGCUCAUGAUGGGGAGGUGAAUGCAGUCCAGUUCAGCCCUGGCUCUCGGUUAUUGGCAACAGGUGGCUUGGACCGGAGGGUAAAACUCUGGGAAGUCUUUGGAGACAAGUGUGAAUUUAAAGGUUCCCUUUCUGGCAGUAAUGCGGGUAUUACAAGCAUAGAGUUUGAUAGUGCUGGUUCUUACUUAUUAGCAUCUUCUAAUGACUUUGCUAGUAGAAUCUGGACUGUAGAUGAUCAUCGGCUACGGCACACGCUUACAGGGCACAGUGGAAAAGUCUUGUCAGCCAAAUUCCUGUUGGACAAUGCACGCAUUGUCUCUGGGAGCCAUGACAGAACCCUCAAGCUGUGGGACCUACGUAGCAAAGUCUGUAUAAAGACUAUAUUUGCAGGCUCCAGCUGCAAUGAUCUGGUCUGCACAGAACAAUGUGUGAUGAGUGGACACUUCGAUAAGAAAAUUCGGUUUUGGGAUAUCAGAACAGAGAGCACAGUAUUAGAAAUGGAACUGCUUGGUAGGAUUACAGCUCUAGAUCUCAACCCAGAGAGAACGGAGCUCCUCUCCUGUUCUCGGGACGAUUUGUUGAAGAUUAUUGAUCUUCGAGUCAACGCUGUGAAACAGACUUUUAGUGCCCAAGGAUUUAAAUGUGGGUCUGACUGGACCAGAGUUGUAUUCAGCCCUGACGGCAGUUAUGUGGUGGCUGGCUCAGCAGAUGGGUCCCUCUACAUUUGGAACGUGCUCACUGGGAAAGUGGACAGGGUGCUCUCCAAGCAUCACAGCAACUCUAUCAAUGCUGUGGCAUGGUCACCGUCAGGAGCCCACGUGGUCAGUGUGGACAAAGGAAAUAAAGCUGUCCUGUGGUCUGACUUUUAAUCCAAAGGCACUAAUGUCAUCAUGCCAAAAACCUUCAUGGGAGAGCAACAGUCUGUGUCUGGACAAGAUUUGCGUUCCAGUCAGUGAUCUUUUGCUACGUGCAUAGGAUUGACUCUAGGAAAGAACUGUGAUGCAGCAGCUGAGGAAGUCAAGCCUCUGAAGUAUGGUGCUGGGAUUCAGCCUCCAUGGUGGAUUGGGAGGAGAACCAAUAGGCUUUAAGAUGCACUGUUUGUGUGCUGGAAAAAAAAGUUUUUGUACCAGACAGCAGUGCCAAAUGAUUCCUUAAAUAAUUAUGUACAGCACUUCAUACUUUGGAGUGCUUUAGCAAAGUUCCUGUGUAUCCUGACAUUAUGCAUGUACUGUCACCUGUGUUCUCUUCUGUGGAUUAGCUAAAGAGGUGAGGGGAAGAGUCCUGAAACAGAAAGAGAAGGGACUCAACCAUGAUCUCACGUGAACGAGACCAUGGUUUUGGCAGCUGUGCCCACAGUGCCUCAAGCACUCAGUGAAUCACAGCUCUCUGCACUAGCCUGGCCUAUAAUAGGGGGACCUGUCCAUUCUGCAGAGGCGCAGCAUCCUCCAAAGGCUUUCCAGGUAGCAUUGGAACAGAAGCUUUUUUUUUUUAAUUUGACCCAGUGUUGUCUUGGGUAUUACUUGGGGGGGAGCGACUGCUGCUGUGGUGAAGAAUGUACUGAAAAACAUGACUUCAGCACCAAAUACAUGAUUAUUUCCACUGUCCUCCUGUACCAGAGUUUCAUGUGCAGAAGAGUCAGGGGGAAAUAGAGCCCUGAAUGUAAAUGUUCUGGUGCUGGCAAAUCCAGAUCACUUGUCUAUGUGUGCAAUAUUCCUCCUGUGCUGGAGCUGACCCUUUGCCAGUGAGCAGGCUUUUUGGCCAGGAUCUCCUGGCAAUCCAAUGCACAGCAUGGUCUGGGGAGAACUAACUUUUGCUGUUGAGCAUUAUCCAGCCAAACACUUUUCCAUGUCCAGUGGGCCUCAAAACAAGCCACCAGCAUUUAAUUGCCUUUUAAUUUGCACUUUAAUUUUGCCUCCUUCCUGAAUUUGUUUUGUAUGGAGUUGUGUUUGUAUUGAAGGGCAGAGUUGAGCAGGAAUUCCUCUGUGUCUGAGAUUCUCAGUAAUGGUUCUCUUCAUUUUUUGACAGCUUCUGCUGAGGAAAAUGGGACAAAACCUUAUUUAUUGUAUUAAUCCGCCCACUAGUACUUGACAUAAUAAACCUGUGACCUGCUUCUAAACUCA